Orycteropus afer afer is the source of this 1047-nucleotide messenger RNA. It is a transcript of the gene NODAL, whose product is annotated as nodal growth differentiation factor. The record is from RefSeq and is a predicted model, not a curated record. Gene Ontology annotation, cellular component: extracellular region. NCBI's taxonomy places the organism in Eukaryota, Metazoa, Chordata, Mammalia, Tubulidentata, Orycteropodidae. The transcript is spliced from 3 exons. Gene Ontology annotation, molecular function: growth factor activity; cytokine activity; type I activin receptor binding. Gene Ontology annotation, biological process: SMAD protein signal transduction; BMP signaling pathway. Bases 1 to 1047 code for a protein of 348 amino acids.
AUGCACGCCCACCGCCUGCUGUUGCUUCUCCUGCACGCCUGGUGGGCUCUGCUCCAGGUGGGCGCCGAGACGGUGGCCACGCUGCCGCUGCGUAACCUGGGGCAGCCUUCCUCACCGUCCCCUCUCGCGUACAUGCUGAGGCUCUACCUUGACCCACUGUUCCGGGCUGACUUCAUCCGCAGCCUGCAGGCACAAGAUGUGGAGGUGGAAGGGCAGAAAUGGACCUUUGCAUUUGACUUCUCCUUCCUGAGCCAGGAAGAGGACCUGGAGUGGGCUGAGCUCCGGCUGCAGCUGUCUAGCCCUGUGGACCAUCCCACUGAGGCCCCGCUCUCCAUCGAGAUUUUCCACCAGCCAAAGCUGGACACGGAGCAGGACCCAGCUGGCUGCCGGGAGCGUCUUCAGAUGGACCUGUUCACUAUCACUCCGUCCCAGAUCACCUUCUCCCCAGGCAGCAUGGUCCUGGAGGUGACCAGGCCACUCUCCAAGUGGCUGAAGCACCCCAGGGAGCUGGAGGAGCAGAUGUCCAGGCAGGCCGGAGAGUGUUGGCAGCGGCCCCCCAAAUCACCCAUCACUCAAGUGCUGCUCAUGCUCUACUCCAACCUCUCCCAGGAGCAGAGGCUACUCGGUGGCUCCACGUUGCUGUGGGAGGCUGAGAGCUCCUGGCGGGCCCAGGAAGGACAGCUGUCCCAUGAGAGGGGCAGGCGGCACCGUCGACAUCACUUGCCAGACAGAAGCCAACUAUGUCGGAAGGUCAAAUUCCAGGUGGACUUCAACCAGAUUGGAUGGGGCUCUUGGAUCAUCUACCCCAAGCAGUACAAUGCCUAUCGCUGUGAGGGCGAGUGUCCCAACCCUGUUGGGGAGGAGUUUCAUCCGACCAACCAUGCAUACAUCCAGAGUCUGCUGAAACAUUACCAGCCCCACCGAGUCCCUUCCACCUGCUGUGUCCCCGUGAAGACUAAGCCAUUGAGUAUGCUCUACGUGGAAAAUGGCAGAGUCCUCCUAGAUCAUCAUAAAGACAUGAUAGUGGAAGAAUGUGGAUGCCUUUGA